This is a messenger RNA of Spathaspora passalidarum NRRL Y-27907, 2657 nucleotides long. RefSeq names its product snoRNA-binding rRNA-processing protein (gene NOP14). Gene Ontology annotation, cellular component: Noc4p-Nop14p complex; small-subunit processome; nucleolus. Gene Ontology annotation, biological process: maturation of SSU-rRNA. The coding region runs from base 196 to 2559 and encodes 787 amino acids. NCBI's taxonomy places the organism in Eukaryota, Fungi, Ascomycota, Pichiomycetes, Serinales, Debaryomycetaceae. The transcript has a single exon. The record is from RefSeq and is a predicted model, not a curated record.
AAGAUUACUGGUGUGAUAUUCAAGUAUUGUACAAUAGACUAGUAUUACCAUAUUCUGGUCGAGCCGCACUAGCCUUUGAGCCGCACGAUGUUUUUCUAGUAAUUUUUUUUGCUCUAGCAUAAAAAAUCUUUAUACUAUGUCUACAACGAACAACCUCUUUGGAUCGACUAUAGUAUCAACCCACUUUACAACAAAAUGGCUGGUUCUCAGUUAAAGCAGCUUAAGGCUGCACUUAAAGAAAAGGGACUCAUUGGUCAAACCAACACCAAAUCAAAAAAAUCCAAGCAUAAUAAAGCCGAAGUCAAACGAGAUGACCGUCAGCACAAGAUUGAUGAAGUCCGUAAUGAAUUUAACAAGUUCGAUACCAAGAUAAACCGUACUAAACAUGACGUGUCUAUUAUCCAGCAAGGUAAAUUUGUUAAAAUGGGGUCUAAGCAACAUAAUGAAACUUCUGCCCGUAAUGGAGCUGUGUUGAAGACUAUGAAGAUGCAGUAUAACUUAGAAAAGGGGAGACGCGGUAAGACUGGCGGGAUCUUGGAUAAACGUUUUGGUGAAAGUGACAAGCACUUGAGUAAAGAAGAAAAAAUGCUUGCUAGAUUUACCAAGGAAAGACAGAAUGCCAGCAGAAAGAGAAACGCAUUUUCUUUGGAAAGUGAUGAAGAAGAUGAAGAUGACGACGAAGAUGGAUUCACUUUGACCCAUAGUGGUCAAGCACUUUCUUUAGACGACGAACCAAGUGUGAAAUACGUCGAUGAAGAUUAUUCAGUAGAAGACGAACAAGAACAACCUGCUAGAAAGAAAUCCAAGAACGAAGUCAUGAAGGAAAUCAUUGCCAAAUCUAAAUUUUACAAGCAACAAAGACAAAAGGAAUUUGCAAAGACACAAGAUGAAAUUGACGUUUUAGAUGACGAGUUUGGUGACGUUAUGGAUGACUUAAGAAAUGUUCAAACAGCUACACCUGUAUUCUCUACCAAGUCUGCUGAAUCGAUUGAGUAUGACAGUAAAGUUCGUGAGUUGACUUAUGAUAGAAGAGCUGUUCCUGCUGAUAGAACUAAGACCCAAGAAGAGUUAAUUAAAGAACAUGAAGACAAAUUGAAGAAAUUGGAAGCUGAUAGGUUGAGGAGAAUGGAAGGAUUUGUUGACUCUAGAGAAGCUGAAGCUGAUGAUUUGGAUGAUGAAUUCUGGGCUGGUGGAAGUGACGAGGAUGAAGAACAAGGAUUUGCCAUUAAGGAAGAUGGAGGAGACGAUAGCGAAAGUGAAAGUGAAGACGAACAUUCUGGAAGACCAAAGACUGUCAAGACUCCACCUGUUAUCAUGCCUUAUACUCAUCAUGAAUUUGAACAAGAAGUUUCCCAAAUUGAGCCUGCUAAACAAGCAAACCACAUUAAUAAAAUAAUUCAAGCUUAUAAACCAAACUUAGCUCAAGGGAACAAGGAAAAGAUGAACAAUUUUGUAGGAAUAUUAUUCCAACAUGUUCUUCAUCUUGCCAAUCAUGAUCAAGAAUUUCAACACAUCGUGGAAAUAGUCAAGAAAUUAGCAGAAACAUAUAAUGAAAAACUUGUUGGAACCAUCAGAGAAGAAAUCUCACACAUUCAAUCAAGAAUAUUAAAGCAUCACUUGCGCAAGAGUGAUUUGGUAUUCUUUGUUGUUAUUGGAUACUUAUUUUCUACAUCUGAUCAUUAUCAUUUGAUAGUUACACCAUGCUUGAUCUUGAUGAAUGAAUUGUUAACAUCAAUAAUAUACUCUCCAAACACGAAUGUUCAAACUAUCGGACAAGGUAUUUUCACCGUGGAUGUCUUGUUGUCAUACCAAAGAUUUGCCAAAAGAUUCGAUCCAGAAGUGGUUAACUUUAUUGAAUACGCUAUGUUGCAAUUGAUCCCAGAACCUAAGAAAAUGACUGGUUUAGACAAGAUUUUAUCAUCAAAGACUGAAUCUAGGUUUUCCGUAUCGAAAACUGAACAAAUCAAUACAGGAAUCAUUUCGAUUAAACAAUUGUUUAAAGAAGAAGGAGAGCUCAAAUCACAGUUACUUGUUAAAUUAGUUGAUAUAAUGGAUAAAUUAGUAUCACUUUACAAGGAAAAGUCCUGUCUUAUUGAAAUUCUUGACUCAUUUAUUCCAAUUUUAAAACAUCUUGUCAAGUAUUUUGCAGCCAGUAUACCCAACUUACUGUCAACUUUAACCAAAUUCACUAAACUUCAAUCGAACUUGGUUAAAUCCCGUAAACCAUUGACAUUACAACAUCAUCGUGCUCUUGCCAUGGCUACAUUUGCACCUAAGUUUGAAGAAAACUUUAACCCAGAUAAGAAGUCCUAUGAUGUUAAUAAGGAACGUGCUGAUUUGAACAAGAUCAAAUACCAAAUCAAGAUGGAAAAGAAGGCUGCCCUUAAGGAUAUCAGACAAGAAAACAAGUUUGUCGCAAGGGAACAAAUUGCUGAAAAGAAGAGCAUGUACGACGAAUAUCAUAAGAAGAUGGCCAAUAUUGUUAAUUCGAUUCUGACUAUUGAAGGUGCUGAAAAGAAUCAGUACGAACGUGAAAAGAAGUUAAGAAAAAAUAAGUAGGAGUUGUAUUUUAGAAGAGAUUAUGUAUGUUAAAACACAUUAGCAUUUAUUAGUUGACUGCAAAAUAAGUUAUUAUUUGGUAGCCCCUGUCGUAUUUU